GUCGUACGGUCACCAGUGGCUCAUCAACAUUAGUCGUUUCAUCGCACCACUUAGACCUUUUAAUGAUGCUGAAACGCCAACGGCCCUCGUCUCCGCCACCCCAUUUACUAUCGGAGACGCCUGCGGAGUCUACAUGGCCCCUUGGACUCGGGCCCAUCGAGGAUCCCCUCCAUCGUCAUACCAAGCGCCUCAGAACACUUGCACCAACUCUAGACGGGCAACUCCGAGGAUGGACGCACCAUCGUCCCGAAGACGAAGACAGCUUUGACGCCGAUACCGAUGUUCAAAGCCACCCCCGUGCGGGACCAUCGAGACAGUUGCAGACGGCGAAGGGCACGCCAUUAGAUACAUCUCCGCAGCAACACCUUAUGGAAAACGCCUGGCAGUACCGGAGAACCAACGGGCUGUUGCAUAGCUUGCACAGCUUGCACAUACAGCAGCAACAACAUAUUAAGUCACGAGGGUUAGGGCAAAUCGAAGAUUCGCCACUGCAUAGGGCUGCGACUCCGCCAUCCGCAUCCGCCGCGUCAAACCACGGUGGACCUUCUCAUUCGCAUGAAAAUGCACAUGCUCUAUUCGAAGAGCGCUCGUGGGAUUCGGAGAGGUCGAGAAGCGGCUUGUCGCCACAGAGGAAGACGAGCCCGUUAGAGGCAGAUGAAGCCGAGAGCCAACGCGUGAGGGAGCGGUAUGAGAACACGAACAAACGCACGACGACAGGACCUCCCAACCCUGAUAUCUCCGGCUGCUACAAGCAUCGGCACCCUUGCUUCUGUCCAUCUCACACAUUCAAGCAGCACAUCCCCGUUCUGCGUUGGGUUACUAUAUCGAUUCGCCGUGAUUCCGACGUCCAUCCAAUGAUCUCUGCUCUGCACGACGAUGCAUUGUAA
This is a messenger RNA of Punctularia strigosozonata HHB-11173 SS5, 887 nucleotides long. RefSeq lists its product as uncharacterized. NCBI's taxonomy places the organism in Eukaryota, Fungi, Basidiomycota, Agaricomycetes, Corticiales, Punctulariaceae. Bases 63 to 887 code for a protein of 274 amino acids. The record is from RefSeq and is a predicted model, not a curated record. The transcript has 2 exons.